GCCUCCAAUCGCUAUCUUGCACCGACUGGCGCAGGGCCACUGACUGCCCGUGGUACCGUGCUGGACAGCGCCUGGAGCCAAAUCUGCACAGGGCAAGCAGCCACAGCAAGCUUCCAUUGAGGAACAGACAAGCCUGCGAAGCUUCUCCAACGGCCCAUCAUCGUCAACCCCAACACCAGCCAUGGCCUCCAAGGCAGUCAUCCCGCGCUUUCUGCUGCCGCUGCAGGGCACGCUCUGGCGAACUGUGCGACUGCCUGUCUCGCAGUCCGUCCGCGUGCGAUACGCCUCAUUAACCCCCAACAAGCCCAUUGUGCUCGAGAAGCCGGCCAAGUUCAACCCGCCGUCCCAUGGCUCGCGGCUCAAGAAGAACACCAUCCCGCGCCACUAUGGACCGCAAUUGACCAAGGAAGAGAUUGCUGUCCAAAACACAAGGGACUAUCCCGGCAUGAUGGCCCCCGCGGGCACCUGGAGCCACUGGUUCUGGCACAGCAGACUGCUGCAUACUUUUAUCACAAUGGGCACGCUUCUCGCCAUGGCCAUUGCCACCUUCUUCAUGAACUACGCAUACAACUCGCCGUUCAAGGACCUCGUGCCUCCCCUGUCGGACCUCUGGACGAACCCGACCUACUUCAUCGCCGCGUGGAAGAAUGUUAUUAUCCUGCACGAAAAGGACAAGGCUGAGAAGGCCAUCGAGCACCGAACGCGCAGCCUUGACGAUGUUGCCAAGCGCCGAUAUUACAUGAAGAUGCAUGGCAUCGAGACCAAGGACCCCGUCACCAUGGUUUUCGGCAAGGAUGAGGGCAAGUCUAUUGACGAGCUCGAGGCUGCUGCCAUGGGCCGUGAGUAUGUCCCUACGCCGGCUGAGAAGGAGAAGGAGGCUGCUUCGAAAAAGAAGUGGUUUGGCAUCUGGUAAAGCAGAGUGUUGCUGUGGUGUGCUCGCUGCAUGUGGGUGCCAAAGUGUAGCGUUUUUUUAUUGUACAAUAGUAGUCAUCAUAGCUAGCCCCAUCUGUAUCGUUCUAUGUACUAAAUCUUGAUAUGUCAUUUGUAAUGUUCGCCCCCAUUAUGCUAAUUCAACGCCAUCGAGCCCGUCGAGAAUAUCAUCCGCUACGCCACCCUUUUCCAAAACUGCCUGUAUAAUGGCAUCCAGGACGCCAAACUUGGUGCCUCCUAGCGGCGCUUUCCAUACACCUUCGGUGGAAGCAAAAUCGGUCUGUUGCUGUGGCUGUUUCGACUGCGGCGUCGAAGUACCACUGCCAGAUUCUGUGUUUGUGGUAGCAAUGUUCAUCGAGUUUGGUACACCGGGAGGCGUCAGUCUCGAAGGCGGGUCGACGGUGCGCAUGGAGAGAAGUCUAAGCUGGCGCCCAGAGUCGACAUCCAUACGUGAGGACUGCUGCUCUUCGCGGACCUCGGAUACAGACACUGCCAGCGCUGCUUCUGCGACUGCAAGCUCCUCUCUAGCGGGGUCGAAUAUGAUGUUGUUUCCAAUGGCAACAACGAGAAGCGUGAUUGGCGGCCGCGAGCCGGCGAUUCCUCCAUCGCGAGGGUAUAAGAAUGUAGAGGCUUCCCAGUCGUCGUCAAACAUGGGGUCUUCGUCACCUUCUGAUUUCAGCUUGGGCAAUCUUGUAGCAAGGAGCGCCAAAUGGGUUGUCAAGGACAACAGAGGGAGAGGGUAUGAAAGAGGAGGAGAGAUGAGUAAGAUCUAGUAGCGCGGUUAGUACAAGAAUCUUGUAAAGAGUUCCAAUCAGUAGUAAACGUACAUCGAGGUAAAGACGCCAGUGGAAGCGGCGGUUGAUCCAGAGCUUCUUUGCAAAUUCUCCAUCAGCGAGCAGCGCUUCUCGCAGCAUCUCUGCCAAAAACACUGUCGACGCCUCAUCGUCUCGCUGUCCUGGGAUCUCCACAGUCAUCUCGAGCCAUUCUCCCUUUGCUUUUCGUCGCGCUUCUUGUCCAUCACCGCUUCCUCGUUGCGGUUGCAAUUCUGUGAGCUGGUCUUCUGCGCCGACGCUCGAUUCGACCGUCUUUUCAAUCUCGGCCUUUACGCCGACAAUCGCUUCCGUGCCGUCUGCAAAACACACUCGAGCGCUUCCAUUGGUUCCAGGGAGAAUACCGGUUUCGGCUGUGAGAGGACGGAAUUGCGUCGGCGAUCGGCCGUCUGGUCGGAUUGGUGGUUGGAGAGAGAGCGAGCUGUGCAGGUAUGCGAGUUCUGCGGGGGAGAACAGGGCUUGUUGGGACGCCAUUGUGGCGUGUAUCUAGAGAGAGUUGCUGCUGCCGACUAAUUCUAUUUUAAGGAACUGCGAGGGCUGGCGAAACUGGAAAGAUGCGUGUGUUUGGUUCUUGUCGAAAAGUU
Messenger RNA from [Torrubiella] hemipterigena, 2344 nucleotides. NCBI's taxonomy places the organism in Eukaryota, Fungi, Ascomycota, Sordariomycetes, Hypocreales, Clavicipitaceae. The record is from the annotation of a GenBank genome assembly.